Molecule: messenger RNA, 19846 nt
Organism: Ruditapes philippinarum (Manila clam)
Lineage: Eukaryota; Metazoa; Mollusca; Bivalvia; Venerida; Veneridae
Product: sacsin-like
Exons: 13
Coding region: 693-12734 (4013 amino acids)
Molecular function (GO): Hsp70 protein binding
Source: RefSeq, a predicted model, not a curated record
UUAAUAUCUCUCUUUUUUUCUUUUUUUUGUUGGAUUAUAAACAAAAAAUCUUGGCAGGUUAUAUAAACGUUUAUAAUACUGCACGCUUGUAACGUCAUUUUUCAUUGGAUAAUCGUGACGUUUAUAAAGUUUUAUAUACAUGGCUGCUGUCGAUUCAUCCAGAAAUCUUACUUUUCUCUCUAAAAAUGAUGCUUGCUGUAUUAUAAAUUCGUUAUAAAGAUUGUUGACAGGUAUAUAACCUGUCAACGAUCUUUAUAUCUAAUAAUAUAAACGGGUGUGAGCAGCAUAACCCUCGCCUGGCGGUUCGGUUAUAUUUGCAAAUAACCGUUCGAUAAUCUUUAUAAAGGGUGUUGUUUGAUGAUCAAUUGGAGGUUAUUUUAUUAUAAUUUUAUCCUUUUUUGCAAAUUAAAUAAGCCGAAUGGUUGUGCAAAUUCAUUACCAACUUUUCUUUCUUUCAAAAUUUAUUUUAGUAUUUCUUAUCGAUCUAAAUUGGCCUGGUUGUCUGCCAUGAAUACGUAAAUUAUGGCCUCUUCAUUUUCAGAAAAUUGCAUGUACUAGAUUAAUCAUUCAUUUGUUUACUGGUUGCUGUUGUAAACAAUAUUCAUUUGUUUACUGGUUGCAGUUGUAAACUAUAUAAAGGAUUUUUAUAUUACAGCACAUAUUGAUGAAAAAGUAAAGCAUUGAAGUCAGAAAUGGCAUCAAUGAGUGAUGGAAGAGCGAGACAAGGGAUCAGCUACUCUUGUAUGAAACAGCCAUCCCUUGUAAAACAGCUUAAAGGAAUACUUUCAGAGUACCCUGACGGAGGUCAAAUUCUAAAGGAAUUGAUACAGAACGCCGAGGAUGCCGAUGCCAGUGACGUCAAAAUACUUUAUGACAGUAGACGUAUAAAUAAUGAUACAAGCGAGUCAGCUCCUACAUUCAACAAAUUUUUCAAGGGACCUGCAUUGUGUGUUUAUAAUAAUGCUGUGUUUUCGGAAGAGGAUUGGGAAGGAAUUCAAAUGAUUUACAGCAGUAAAAAGGAACAUAACCCUCUUAAGGUUGGACGAUUUGGCUUAGGCUUCAAGUCUGUGUUUCAUCUAACAGAUUAUCCCAGUGUUUUGAGUGGUCACAAACUUCUGAUGAUAGAUCCUCAACAACCAAGAGAUAUGGUCAAUGCACUUAUAGACCUUUCGGAGAUAGAGACACUUGCAGAGGUAGGUCUGAAUUAUGAAGCUUUUAAGGUAGCUUUUGAAGAUACAUUUGGAUUGAGGAUGGAGCAUGUGCAACACGGGUAUUUCAAUGGUACAUUAUUUCGGUUCCCCCUUCGAGAGGCUGUUUCCUCUAUUUCAGAAACGUUGUACAAUGAAAAUAAAAUAAAAAGUCUUUUUCAAGGAUUUGAGGGUGAAGCAUCAAGUAUACUUAUAUUUCUGAAGAAUUUGGAAAGUAUCUCUAUGUGGACAAGAGGUGGGGAUAGACUUUUGAGAGAGUAUAGUAAAGUUGCUAUCUAUGAUACUUACGGAUUAGUCAAACAAAAGAGAUCAGAGUUUAAAGAAAAUAUAAUAUCCUUUCAACAGAUGUCUGAACCCGUUGAUCUACACAACGAUAUUUUCAUGACCGUAGAUGUGUCAUCGAACGGGACGAAUAAACGCCAUGAAUGGCUCGUUGUCAAUUAUUUUGUUGGUAAAAGUGGAUCUAGAGACUUUAUGUCUCUUAUAAAUGAUGAAAAACUUGGUUAUAGCCCAUACGUCGGUGUGGCCACUCCUUUGAAUGUUUCUUUUGAACACCAGGAAGGACAUGUUUUUUGCUUCCUUCCACUACCUAGGGAAGGAGACAAAUCAACUGGCUUACCCGUUCAUGUCAAUGGAUUUUUUGCUUUAAGUCAAAACCGACACCAUCUGAAAUGGCCAACUGAGGAGCAGGAUGACUGCAAAAUUGACGAUAAAUCCAUACUUUGGAAUACAUAUUUACUACGGGAAGCACUGCCUUUGGCAUACUGUCAACUUAUUAAGGUUCUCAUAGACAGAUCCAUUGAACUAGGAAACACACAUGAAUCAGUAACAAAUACAUAUUUGUGUCUACCAAUUUCGGAGAAUACACAUAAACGUUGGUCAGUACUAGAAAAGGGUCUAUAUGAAAAAUUGUCAGAAACAUGUUUUCUGUAUUCUUUGAAUAAAGAAACUUGGGUCUCAUUAAAGGAUGCUUUUUUUGCUACAUUUAGGCACUUGCCUGAAAGUUACACGUUUGUUGAAGAUGCUGUCAUCAGAGGAAUGAGUUGCAUUGGGAAAUCUUAUGUGAAUGUAACAACUAAAUUGUUCAGCACUAUUCAGAAGUAUGUUCCUGAUGCAGAAGAUCUUUCCCCGGCAAGAGCAGUCAUAUGUCUUCUAGAAACUCACCAGUACAAAAAUAUAAAUGAUGAAGAUAAACUUAAAAUUCUUGCAUACAUCCUAUCCGAUUGUGGGAGCUACGAAAAUUUGGAAGGCCUUGAAUUACUUCCUUUGGCGUCUGGGGAAUGGAUUCGCUUUGAUAAGAAUGAACAUCCUGUUUUUCUCUGUUCAGAGAGUGUUUGUCAGAUACUAGUUGAGUCGAGAGGGAAAUUGUUGAGAAAAUGCUCGGAACCUUUGUGCAAAAGUUUAGAGAGAAUUCAUAGUAAAGGUUUGUACCAACUUAAAGAAUUGCUACCAUCUGAUUUCAAAGAUUUGCUUGAAUGUACCCUUGAUACAUUGAAAGGAUACAAAAUGACGAAUUCAACUUAUUUGACAAUUGAAUGGCUUCACGUUGUGUGGAAAUUUAUCGUCAAUUCUGAAGGUUAUGAGUUAAACCUUUUUUCGGAACUUCAGUUAGUUCCAGUUUUACUUGAUGGAACAUGGUUGCAGCCGUUGUCCCUGAAUUUAGUAAAACUCUCUGAUCUACUGCUUGUCCAAACCUACGAUGGAGAAACACUAUCAGAUGCUAUAUGUGAUUCCUUCAAAAUGAUGAAUGUGACUGUCCUACGAAGUUUACCAGACUGGAUGGUACCAUUUCAUGAACUGAAAAGGUUUUUCUACUUGCCAAAUAGAAAGGGUGUCAUUGAUCUUCUCUCAAAGAUAAAUGCAAGGGAGGAUUCAAGUAGAACAGCAGCUAUAUUUAACAGAUCGAGUUGUAGCAUUUCUAAACAUGAGCUGCGGGACUUUAUUAAAGGAUGUCAAUUUGAAGUAUCGCUAGACACAGGUGCUCGGAAUAUCGUGAAACAACUAAGCUUGUUUUAUAUUGUUAGUCGUAUCAAUGGGGCCUGUGAAGAUAAUUUUGGAUCUGUAUCAGAGUGCCAAGAAUAUAUCAAUGGAACCGAAUGUUUCCCAAAGAAUAUAGCUUUUCCUUUCCGUUGCCUUUUAGUGGAUUCCUCGUGCAAUGACCUUAUGUGCUAUUUAGGUGCAAGGAAGGUAAAACUUGAUGAACUGGUAUAUGGAGUCCUAAAACAUUUUGAAAAAUAUGGAGAUUGUUUGUAUGUAUUUAUGGAUUUCUUUUUGAAGAAUUUUCACCUUUUUCGAAAUAAUCCAGCUACAAUUAAUGUUGCAAGAGAUGUGCCAUUUUUAUUAACUAGCAAGGAAUCAAAUUCUGCAAGAUACAAGGCAUGUGAAUUGUUCGAUCCAACCAAUUCAAAAAUACAAAAUUUGUUGUAUGAUGAAUUUCUUACACCUGAAAUAAAAGAACCCCUAAGUGAUGAAAUCAUUGAUUCUCUUAGAGCCAUAGGACUGCAGGAUAGUUCUUGUGUAGAUGCUGAAAUACUUUUUAAAGUAGCAAAAACAUUAGAUAAAUGGGCUGAAAAAAAGUUAAAAGAUAUCAAUUAUAAAAAGAAAUCAGAGUCAUUCAUGAGGCAUUUAACUGACCAUCCCCAUGUACUAGAUGAAUUGUGUGCCGACGGUCACAAUCUCAGAACACAUCUGGCAUCUCUGUCAUGCAUUUGUGUACAAAAGCUAUCAACCGAACCUUACCCAAAAUGCAUUCCAUGGUACGAACAUGAUAAGGAACUUUGUAGGCCAACAGAGGUCAUAGACUUUCAGCAAUGUCUGCUAGUCGGUGCUACAAUGCCCAUAGUUGUUUGCAAGUCAGACAAAUUGUGCGAAAGUUUUCAGUGGAAUAAGUCCCCUCCUUUUGAAAGAAUUCUGGAACAACUACGCAUUAUUCGUGAUUGUUUUUCAGUUCAGAAUAAAUCAGAAGUUAUGCCAUCCAUUAAAAACAUAUUUGAACAUAUGUGUAAACAUCUUAACUAUGCAGAAGAAUACAAGUUGAAUUUUAGAAAUCAAAAGUUGAUGUGGACUGGGGAAGAGUUUGUUUCAGCCGAAAGGAUUAUAAUUAUCAGUAACGAAGACGAUAUUGAUUUGCGACCAUACUUCUUCAGCCUGUCUCCAGAGUAUAAUAGUUUUCAUGCCUUAUUUGAAACAGUUUGCUGUAAAAGUAAGCAAGAUGAGUCAGUGUUACGAAACGUACUUACAUUCAUUAAAGAUGAACACUGCAUAGCUCAAGCAGAACAAAUUGUCAAGCGGGAUAGAUUGAUUGUCAAUAAUGUUCUAACAAAAUUAGGAAUUUUUGGUCAAAAAGAGCGCUUACAAGCAAAAAUUUACACACAUUGUUACGUGAGGAAUUAUACCGAUGGAUUGUCUGUUCCGAAGGAGUUGAUACAGAAUGCAGAUGAUGCAGGAGCUUCUGAGGUAAGAUUUCUGUACGAUGAAAGAUUGAACAGGGAGUCAAAAGAACGUGUACUUAGCAAAGGAAUGCGAGGUUUUCAAGGACCAGCUCUUUGGGUAUACAAUGAUCAGAUGUUUACGAAAGAUGAUCUCAGUAAUAUUAGAAAAUUAAAUGAAGGAACAAAGCUGGAGGAUUCGAAAAAAAUAGGAAAAUUUGGUUUAGGAUUUUGCUCAGUUUAUAACAUUACAGAUUUACCAAGUUUUAUCACGGGGUCAGAUAUUGUUUUCUUUGAUCCGCAUGAGAAAUAUCUUGGCAACAAGAAAGGUACAGGACUGAAGUACACAUUACAUAAUCAGACAUUAGUUAAACGACAUCUUGAUCAGUUUAAACCUUAUCAAGGUAUAUUUGAUUGUAACGUUAUAGAUUUUCCUAGCAAUGGAUACCAGGGUACAUUAUUCAGGCUUCCCCUACGCACAGAUGAUCAGGCCAAAGUAAGCGAAAUAUUCAGUCAAUCAUACACACGUGAUGACAUGCUAAAUCUUCUUCAAUUAACAAUAAACGCUGCAGGCAACAUGUUGCUUUUCACUCAAAAUGUACGGAAAAUUCAAAUUUAUCACUUGGCAGAAAAUGCAUGUGAUUCAACUAUACCUGAUUUUUCUCUUUCGAAAAUUCAUACAUAUUCCUUUGAGCAAAAGAAUUUUCGGAACAUUGUGAGGGCACUUAUAGAAAUAGACAGUUUACCAUCUAAUUCUAAAACAAAUUGGAUUGUUUCGUGGGCUACUGGUACCAAACAUUCACUUAAAAUGUAUAAUGAACAGAAAUCAGACAACGCGUUGCCUGUUGCCGCCGUAGCGGUUCCUUGUAGCAAUGAAAAAGACCUAAAAUGUUCUUGUCUUGGCUCCAUUGAUAAAUAUUUUUAUCGGUCAGGUCACGUAUUUUGCUUUUUGCCGUUGCCUUUGGAAACUGGAUUACCGGUUCAUAUAAAUGGAUGUUUCUCAGUAACAAGUGACCGUCGUCAGUUUGUUUCUGUCACUGAUGAUGACAAAGAUAAAUCAAGAAAGAAAUGGAACGAGGCACUCAUGGAAGAUUCUUUGGUGAAUGCUUACUUUAAUUUGCUAGAAUCAGUUCAUCCAAACGAUUUAGAAUGCAACUUCAAGUAUUACGACCUGUGGCCAAUGAACAGUAAAAAGGUAGUUAUUUCUCUGAAGCUUGCUUUCUACAAAUACAUUGUUACUACAAAUCCAAUUGUGUUUUGCGUAAGAAACACAUGGUUUGCCUUCAAAGAUGUCAUAUAUCUAAAUCCGACUUUGAGGGACGGACCACUCGGUGAUAUAAUGUUUCGUUUCGUUUCAUACUUUACAGUAAGGUCUAACAAAAUAGUAAUAGAGAUGCCAUGUCUUGUUCUAGAAAACAUACGAAAUAGUAACAAAGACAUGUUGGAAUAUAUUGAGUCAAAAACAAUAAAUGGACGGGAAAUAAGUCUUAUUGUUCUACGUAAUAUUGACCAUGAAUUCUGGUUAGACAAGUUUGACAUGAGAAAUCAAUUGGUGAAAUACGCAUUAGAUUUGUCUGAUAAGAUUGUUAAUAAAGUGAUCAAAAAAACAAGUUGCAUUCCAACGCUUCCUUCAAAUAAACUUCGUAAACCUUCAGAAGUAAUAAACCCACAUUGUACAAUUGCUAACCUUUUCAAUGUGGACGAUGAACGAUUUCCAAUAAAGAACCAUGGAUUUCGAGAGGAUCAAACACUAAACAGAUUAAUUGAGAAUGGAAUGAUUACUAAGUAUAUACCCCACGACCUUCUUUUAGAUCGGUGUGUUUCAAUAUCAGAAGCUGCUAAGAGCUGUUGUAUUUGUGUUUCUGACAGAUGUAGGAAGUUAUUUAACUAUAUGUCAAAUGAGACAGUUCUGGAAGGAUUAGAAAAAGAUAAAUAUACUUUGGAUUCAAUUUCAAACAUAGAUAUGUUUCCAAUUUUACCUAAACCCAACAAAUGGGCUUUUUCAUGGAAAGCAAAUGAACGGCAGAAAGACAUGAAGAUUUGUAGUCAAAAUCAUGAUAUUGCUAUUGAGCACAGAUUUGGAAAAGCAAAAGAUCUCUUCAGACAAAAAUUAUGUGAUUUUGUUGGGACUGUGGAAUGUGUACUAGAUGAAAGUAUAUUUGGAAACGAUAUCUCAAUAAAGGAACAAAUUAUUUCAAUGUUUAAGGUAAAAGAAAUAAGAGACACCAAUGUUACAACAAUGGUUAGGCAAAUGGAAAGUAUUUCUUCCGGAUACGAAAAUACCCGUUCACAGUAUAAUGAGUUAAAGCGCAUAUACAAUGUCCUGUUUCAACAAUUUGAAAAGUAUUUGAGAAACGAAUAUCAUCCUGAUAAGGACAUAAAUGCAAUUCUAAGAUUAAAUGAAGUUCCAGUGGUUCUUGUUCAUAGGAACCUUGUAAAAACAUGUAAUGUAGCUUUUAAUGUGAAGGCGGAAAUUCCGCCGUUACUUAACAUUGUCCCAAAGUUUGCAAAAGAACAUUUUAAUUCUGUUUAUGAAGUUUUAGGAAUUAAAAGUUAUUUCAAUAUCGACAAUAUUCUUGAAGCAUUUGACUUUAUUAAGGAAUCGUGGGGUCGGAAUAAAGAGAAAGACAUUGAAAACGCUAAUGCAAUGUUGCAGAACUUACAGUAUAGCAUGGAACGUUCAAACUUAACAUUUGACAGUAUAUCAGAAAAACAUGACUUGAUAUAUGCACCUGACGUUUUACACAGGUUGAUACCUACCAAAGACCUUGUAAUUGAAAACAAACAGUUUAUUACAACUGAUUCCAUGAACAUAUUGCAUCAUGGUAUUGUACCAUCUGCUGCACAUUUUCUCGGUGUUUCGACAAAGCAAAGUAGAUGUUUUCAUGACAUAUCUAAAGGAAUCCCGUUUGGUCAAAAUGAAAAGCUUGGAACACGUAUAAGAGGCCUAUUAGACGCAUAUCCUUGCGAUUCUAGCAUAAUGAGUGAGCUCCUUCAAAAUGCAGACGAUGCCGGUGCAACAGAAAUAAACUUUAUUAAAGAUUACCGAAACCAUUCAACAAAGCAGUUAUUUAGUGAUUCUUGUCAAACCUUACAGGGACCGUCGUUAUGUGUUUAUAACAAUAGUUUUUUUACUGAAAAAGAUAUUGAAGGAAUACAUAAUCUCGGGCAAGGAAGCAAACAUCAAGAUCCCUCAAAAACCGGACAGUAUGGAGUCGGAUUCAAUGCAGUUUACCAUUUAACAGACAUCCCGUCAUUUUUUACAAAAGGGCCCGAAGAUUUGCAUGGUGGCCUUUUAGUAUUCCUCGAUCCUCUUUGCAAACAUGUUCCAAAGGCAAGUCCGGAUGAACCAGGACAAAUGGUUACUUUUGACGGUGUUCAGAGGAACUUUCCAGAUCAUUUACUUGGAUUUAGUUCUGAUAUUUUGAUAAAUGAUAGAAAGGGCACUAUCUUCCGUUUUCCACUCAGAAGGGAAAAGUCUGAAAUAAGCAAUACCAUAGUUGAUAUUGAAAGAAUGGACAAGAUAUUGCUUUCAUUUAAAGACGAUAUGUAUGAUUCCUUACUUUUUUUGAAAAAUAUAUGUUGUAUCAAGAUAUCAAACAUUACAAGUGGCAAGUAUUGUGAAGAAUAUUCAGUACAUGUUAGAUUUGGAGUGGAAGAGAAACGAAAACAUUUUGAUUUUAAUUCUAAGCUACGCUAUAUAGUGAAACAAAAUGAAAAUAAUAAAGUUCUUAACUUGAAGGCUCAUGCUUUUGAAACAGUGUACAACAUGACAAUUUCUGACAGCUGUGACAUUUCUAGAAAUUGGAUGAUUGUUCAGAAAUUUGGUUUUAAAGAAAUGGCAGAUGAUGAGAUUAUUACAAAAAUAAAAGCUGGUGAAAUUGGACAGUUACCUUUAGGUGGUGUAGCUUUACCUCUUGAUGACAAAAAGGAAAAUGUUUUCAACAAAGAUAUAUCAAUAAAUGGUCGGGUAUUUUGCUUUUUGCCAUUGCCUUUGCGAUCAGGUUUCCCUUUGCAUGUUAACGGUCAUUUUGCUUUAGACCACGAGGUAAGGCUAAAUAUUGGCAAAGAAGGACAUAAAAGAAAAUGGAAUGAUUGCAUUGCAAUUAACAAUAUCAUUCCAGCUUGGAUAACUGGGCUUUUUCACCUUCAAUCAGAUAUUGAAGAAGCUGUAAGCCAUGCAAAAACAUGGAAAGAGAUCGUGUCUAUAGUUGAUUCUUAUCACAGGAUAUUCCCCGUUCUAAAUAAUACGUAUGGAGAGUUCUGGAAUAAUUUGAUUCAUAAAUUUUACAAAGAAGUACUGGAUGAAAAGAAAAGACUAUUUCCAUGCAUCUUGGACACAAAAUGUGAAUUAACACCACCUGCAGACUAUCUUCUUAAAGGAUCAGGAUUAAGAUUUCAUAUCUUAUGGUGUUAUGUGUCUAACGAUUCGGUACAUGAUUUUGAAUCAGGAGUAUUUAACAACAUCCACUAUUAUGUGCCUGAUUCAUUACUUAAUUUGAAACCGAAGCUGUUGGAAAGUAUGUUGAAAUCCUUUGGACUGAAACUUGUGAGCACUCCAUCCAAAAUUUGGCGUUUUAUCAAGACAAUAAAUCCACGCAUUCCAAUCUCUACCCCAUAUUUGGUUAUUAAUCAUUUCAAAAAUAUUUCUGAACCAGACAAAGUGCAUUUACUAGGAAAUGUUAAUACCGAUAUCUGUAAAACAAAAUAUAUUUCUCCAGUUUAUUUGAAAGAACUGAUUACUUUCUUGCAGAGAGACCGAGAAUUUUUCCAGCGGAUAGAGGGACUCCCAAUUCUAUUAACAGCUGAUUCAGUUUUGAGAUAUUGUACAAAAGAAUACCCAGUCUACGUUUCGGAGUUUGCAAAAUUGCUUCCUCGGUCAGCUAAAUAUUUCAUUCAUGCGGAUAUUCUUGACCUAUUUCAAGAUAAAAGUGCGACAGAAUCACUCUGUUUUAAGUAUUUGCAAAUGAAGGAAUUUGUCGAAAUGCUACCGGAAAAUAAGAAUAAGGAUAUAUUUGCUCAAGGGAAUGAGGUAGAACUAUCCAAUACGUGUAAUGAUAACAAGAAUAUAUCGCACGGAUGGUUAUGCAUGUUUUAUGAUUUCCUUGUGUCAGAAUCUCUAGUGAAAAUUGAUGAAAAUACAUUUGUUGAUCAUGAAAAUGUAAACAUGAUUAUUGAUUCUGCAAAGUUUUUAGGAAAUCUCAAAAUGUUAAGGGACUGGUCUUUCUUACCAUAUACGAGUCUAAGAUUUGCUAUAGAAAAUGAAGUUAAAACAAGGGACAUUUGGGCAUUUUUAAAAACUUUGUGCCUUGUGUGGCAUGCCAAUGCUCCUAAAUUGGUUGCGUUUCACAUAGAUUUCCUGCGGGAAAAAAUUAUCAAUAAAAAAGUAAGAUCGCCUGUAGAACAACGUAUCAUUGAGAAACUAAAAUGUAUUCCAUUUAUCCGAGUCGGUCUUAAAAUUAAACGAGCACGGGAAUUGUUCAGUCCAAAUAAUGACGUAUUUGCUUCUAUGCUAGGUGAGGACUAUUUCCCGCCAAGUCCAUUUCUUACGACCAAGUGGUACAGCUUUUUGACACUUCUUGAUUUAAAAACUAAAGUUGACGAUGAAAUGUUGCUACGAUUUGCUCUCGAAAUACAGAGAGAAAGUAACGAAAAGUAUACAGUUUUAGAAAAGGGGUUUGCAAAACUUGCAAAAUUUUAUCGACGUCCACCACUAGAAAAAGUUAUACUUCAUUGUCAGAACGUUUGUGACAGUUUUAAAGGUCUUCUUAAAAGCACAGAUAAUGAUAUAGCAAAUAAAUUUAUUAUACAACAAAUGACAAAAAUAUACAAAUACUUUGCCAAGAAUGGAGACUUUGAUGAUAAGUUGAAAUCACGUCUUUCUAACACUCCAAUUAUCUACCUGCCAGACGAUGGCGAACUUGUUACUAUCAAUGAUGUUGUUAUUGAAUUACCAAAAUAUUAUCAGAUAAAACCUUACCUAUAUGCUGCCCCUGUAUAUUACGGAAAAUAUUUUGACUUAUUUAAAUGUCUCGGGUGCAAGGAAACUGUAGGUUUUGAUCACUAUGCUAGAGUCUUGGAAACUUUGAAGAAUGAGACAAAGGGAAAACCAAUGAUGUUGAAAGAACUUAAUAUAGCUAGAAAGGCAAUUGAGCAUUUGUUUAUAUCAAAUUGUACGCCAAAGCAAAAUGUGGACAAUUGCAAAUGCUUGUAUCUCCCAAGUAGAGAUAUGGUUCUGAUGAGUGCUAAAGAUUUAGUGGUAUCGGAUCGUUAUUCAUACGAGAAAAGACUCUCAGGAAAUUACGAAAUAACGUAUUUUUCUGGAUUUCAUAAUUUGAAAAUACAAUUGGGCUGUACAGAGGCUGCUGCUAUUUGCAAUCUACCAGGGUAUAUAAGACCUGUUCUACUUACAGAAGCAACAACAGAACAGAUUUGUCUUGAUAGCAUAGAAGUAAUCGAAAAUAGUUCAAAUGUUAGAAAAAUAGAGACUUUUCUGCACUCAGAUCAUCUAUUGAACGGACUCAGUAGGCUUUUAAAGUUUCACUCAAGAACCAACGAUAAACGAGACUGCGAUAAGUGGUUUGAAGAAUUGUAUCUUCAACUCAAUGGCAUUAAAGUUUGUGAAGUAAAGGAUUUAAAAACUGUUUUGUAUUUCAAAAAGCGUCUCAUUCCUAACACUGACAAAGAGUUGUACUUUUAUAUAAAAUCUAACGACCAAAAGAAAGUAUUUUACUUCAAAGAUGACAUCAACUCUAAGAAGCUUGUUUUGAACAAACUGAUUCCCGGGCUGACCAAACUCAUUUUAUCCUGCUCAUCUGGGCUCGGCGAUAAAUCUGUUUUAAUUAUAACUCAAAUGCUUCAGGAAAUUGAAAAUCCUAUGAAUAUUCAAUCUGUUCUUGAUGAUUUAGGCAUAGAUCAGUUUGAUGUACCAAUUGCAGAAAUGCGUGACCAUUUCCCGAAACCCGGAACAGCCGUUGAUAAAAUAUUUUUCCCUUUUUUAGAGCAGGGAAUAUACCCCUUUAAAGAUUAUGAAUUUGAGAGUGUUGUAUUGGAUCUUGAUGAUACAGCAAACGAUAAAGAUAGCAAUCGUGAUCCUGUAUACAUUUACGUACAUAUCAUACGCGAUUUGUCUCCGCCAAAUUGCAGCAACCUGUCGCAUAUUUACCUUGUUGACACAGGUAAUCCCGAUAUUCAAGAAGAAACGAUUCCAAUUUACCGUUUAUUUAGAUUUGUCCGCCAAAAGGAAGAUGUUGGCAAUGUCAUCGAUCGGUGUAGUGGUGAGCCUAUAUUUGCCUUUCCAGUUGAUGAAAAUUGCAGACGAAUACGAGAAGAAUUACUCGAAGCAUGGCAACUAUCUGAAGAAGAUAAAAAACGUGUGAUUCGUCGCCUUUACUUAAAAUGGUAUCCAGACAGAAAUUUAGUUAACCGUGAUUACUGUUCUGAAGUAUUUAAUUAUAUCAAAAUUGUUUUAAGUCGACUUGAAAACGAAGAAGUACCCGCCACGAAUGUUAGGACAGAUAUUGUUAGAGGUCCUUCAAAUAUGUCAUUAUCAUCGUUUUACUAUACAAACAUAACGACAAGAGCGAAGGCUUAUGUUCAGGCGUAUGAUGACAACAUAAAGGAAUAUAGACAUUCAUAUAAAAGCAGGCAAGGGUUGUUUUGUCAUGCACAGGUACAGCGCUCCAAACGACAGGAUAUAACGGAGGCUAAAAGGUGGUUUCGGCAGGCAAAAUGCGAUUUCUUAGCUGCAAAAUCAUUCGCAGUGGUAGCUGAAGAUGUUGACGGAUUUAAUUGGAUUUGUUACACUUGUCAUCAGUCGUGUGAAAAGGCAUUAAAAUCGACAUACUAUGCAAGAGAUGCAGACAAUGUACCUAGAGGAAGUUCUAGUCAUAGACUGUCAUUACUGGCUCUCGAUGAUGAUAUGCGUAAACAGGCAAGGCUGAUGGAAGAUAAAUUUGGAGACAAUAGCAGGUUACGGUAUCCAGACGCUCUUUCCAGACCAAAUAUUCCGUCCGAUUUGUUCAAAAAAGAAGAUGCUGACUUUGCUAUAAAAACAACAGGAACACUUUUAAACUUGGUAGAGGAGUUCAUAGCAUAGAACUUUAUUUACUGUGUACGUAUGCUUGGAUGCCUCGACGGAAAUUGUUUAAAAAUGAUGAUGAUUGGAUGAUUGAAAUGAUUUGUUUGAAGUAGAAUAACUUAUAUUUGUAUAUGUUUUACUUUGUUUAAAAGAGAUGAAUGGAUUUUAUUUUCAAAUGCAUUACUUUUUGUGAAUGUAGUAUAUGUGCUUGGCUUUUAGAUUAGAAUAAAUGAAUAAAUGAGGAAAAAACAACGGAAUGAAACUAAAACAAAUAUGUAACGUUUUUCCUGUUUGUGAAGUGCUAUAAGUGAACGUAUGAAAUAGCAGCAUGAUUAAUCAACUGAUUUUAUAUAAAUGAUAUUUAACAUGUAUUCAUAUAUUAGUUAAAGUGAAAUAAUCUAAUAUUCUUCAUGAUAUUGUAUUUAUAGAUUAGUUUAAGUCAAAUUAUUCAAUGUGCAUAAUAUUCAAUAAUGUAAAUUUAAUGUAAUUGUUGAAUUUAAAGUGACAUAAUGUAGUUAUAUUGAAAACGGCUUCAAAGCCCCCUUUCAAAUUCAAUUUUAUUUAGUUUCACCCGUUGUUUUCUGGUUCAGGGCACAUCUACAAGCAUAUUUUUGACAAAUCUUUAUUGAUGAAAUACUACAGUCCGAAUAAAGGCCAUUUGUCUAAAAAGGUCGCUACUUCGGGUGGCCUUUAUUCACAAGUUUGACUGUACUUAUGUUUUAUAACUUUGUUUUUUUAACGUAUGGUUUUGAAUUAAAGUCAUUCUUUUUAUGUUAUUUAUGAUCCACAUUAGAUAACGGAACACUGUUGUUUAUUGAAAUGUACAUAUUUUUUUUAUUUUAAUGUAAAAGUUUUUGGUAAAACUGUUUAUGUAUCGAUCGUGAUGUAACGCGUACUAUUUUUUGUGAUAAAAAUGUUUUACGUGGUGAGGUUUAGUGUAAAAUGUUAAGGAUAAUGUUUUCUAUAAACUGUGCCAUACUCGUUCUCAUUCGUAAAAUUUCACUUUUAGCGUUUAACUGUAUAUGCAAAAUGAUAUUUAUAAUGUGUGUAAAAUAAGUGGUUUCAAUAGUUGAUGUGUUAACUCAAAUAUUUUGAUUUUUUUCCUUUUUGUCUAAUCCACACAUUCUCUUUGCUUAAUCCACACAUGCAUAGAAAUAAUGCAUACUUAGAUCUUUUUCACAUAUAUUUUCUUUUAAUAAACAUGAAGCAAUCAUACAUUGCUUAAUAACUUUUUUAAAUUUUUGCUAAGGUGUUCAAAAAGCUAACUUAAUGAUGAACUGCUUACUUCUCAGCUGUAUUAAAUAAUUUGUUAAACUUGCCGCUUAUUUUUAUACAGAACACACAAACUACAUUAAUGUCAUUUGUACAUGACACUCAUAUAUUUGAAAUCAUAUAUUGACACUCAUAUCCACAAUUUUAUAUUAACACUCAUUUUUCGGCAAUUAUUAUACUGACACUCACAUGUUGUGACCCAUAUAUUGACACUCAUAUACUAAAACUUAUUUACUCACACUCAUUUAUUGACAGUUUUAUACUGACACUCAUAUAUUGACAGUUAUAUACUUACGUUCAUAUAUUUACAUUUGUAUAUUGACACUCAUAUAUUGACAGCCAUAUACUGACACUCAUAUGUGGAAAAUUAUAUAUUGACACUCUUAUAUCAAAAUAGUUUUAUAUCGAAAGUCAUAUGAUGACACUCGUAUAUCUGUACUCCGAUGCAGACAUUCAUGAAUUCACUCUAAUAUAUAGAUACUCACAUAUUUACAAUCAUAUAUUGAUACACAUAUAAUUUCAUGAGAUAUUGGUAUUCAUAUAUACCAUCUAUGUUUUAGCCAUUGAUAAACAUUCGAGCGUUUCUUUUGGCUACGCCUUGACAUUUUAAAAAAGGGACAUUUAAGUGUUUUUUCUUCCUUUGCUGGUAAAAUUUAUUAUUAAAUACAUGCGUAUUGCUCUUUAUUUACAUGAAUGUGAUUAGGAAUAUAUAGUACACAGCUUUAAUAAUGUAUGUAAAGUACACAGCUUUAAUAAUGUAUUUAAUAUGUAAAUAGUUUAUUUUGCAAAUUUAUGUCAUUAUGUACCGUGUAAACAGUGUAUUUUGCAAAUGUAUGUCAUUCGGUAACAUGUUAAUAGUAUGUUUUGCAAAUGUAUGUUAUUAUGUAGCAUGUAAAUAGUUUAUUUUGCAAAUUUAUGUCAUUUAUAAUGUAACAUGUAAAGAGUAUAGUUUGCAAAUUAAUGUCAUUUUGUUACAUGUAAAUACUUAGUUUAUUUUAGAAAUAUAUGCCAUUUUGUACAGUGUAAAUAGUAUUUUUUGCAAAUUUAUGUCAUUCUGUACGGUGUUACGAGUAUAGUUUGCAAAUUAAUGUCAUUAUGUAACAUGUAAAUAGUAUAUUUUGCAAAUUUAUGUCAUGUACCGUGUAAAUAGUAUGUUUUGCAAGUUUAUGUCAUUAUGUAACAUGUAAAUAGUAUGUUUUGGUAACUUAUGUCAUUAUGUACUGUGUAAACACUAUAAUUUGCAAAUUUAUAUCAAUAUGUACCGUGUAAAUAGUAUAUUUUGAAAAUGUAUAUCAUUAUGUAACAUCUAAAUAGUAUGUUUUGGUAACUUAUGUCAGUAUGUACCGUGUAAACAGUAUAUUUUGCAUAUUUAUAUCAAUAUGUACCGUGUAAAUAGUAUAUUUUGAAAAUGUAUGUCAUUAUGUACCGUGUAACAAGUAUAUUUGCAUAUUUAUUUCAUGUAUGUUACAUGAAAAUAGUAUAAUUUGGAAAUUUAUUCCAUUAUUGUAAUUGUAACAUGUAAAUAGUAUAAUUUUGGAUAAAGGUGAACCUUGUACUUUUUGUAUUUGAUUUAUAUUCUUACAUAGGGGUAUACUUUAUUAUUGAAGAUAAUAAAGGCGAACCCUUUAAUUAAUAAUUGAAUUACUAUAUAAAGUUGUAUCCUACACUAAUUUAAAUGUUUAAAAAUAGGGGUGUACUUUAUUACCAUAUAAAGGUGGAUCCUACACUUAUUUCCAUAUUUAAACGUAGGGGUGUACUUUAUUAUCAUAUAAAGUUGGAUCCUAUACUAAUUUUCAUAUUUCAACGUAGGGAUUUACUUUAUUAUCAUAUAAAGGUGUAUCCUAUACUAAUUUUCAUAUUUAAACAUAGGGGUGGACUUUAUUACCAUAUAAAGGUGGAUCCUAUACUAAUUUUCAUAUCUAAACAUAGGGGUGUACUUUAUUACCAUAUAAAGGUGGAUCCUAUACUAAUUUUCAUAUUUAAACAUAGGGGUGUACUUUAUAUCCAUAUAAAUGUGGAUCCUACACUAAUUUUCAUAUUUCAACAUAGGGGUGUACUUUAUUAUCAUAUAAAGGUGGAUCCUACACUAAUUUUCAUAUUUAAACAUAGGGGUGUACUUUAUUACCAUAUAAAGGUGGAUCCUAUAUUAAUUUUCAUAUUUAAACAUAGGGGUGUACUUUAUAUCCAUAUAAAUGUAGAUCCUACACUAAUUUUCAUAUUUAAACAUAGGGGUGUACUUUAUUGUCAUAUAAAGGUGGAUCCAAUACGAAUUUUCACAUUUCAACAUAGGGGUUUACUUUAUUAUCAUAUAAAGGUGGAUCUUAUACUAUUUUCAUAUUUCAACAUAGGGGUGUACUUCAUUAUCAUAUAAAGGUGGAUUCUAAACUAAUUUUCAUAUUUAAACAUAGGGGUGUACUUUAUUAUUUUAUAAAAAGGUGGAUCCUGUACUAAUUUUUAUAUUUAAACAUAGGGGUGUACUUUAUUAUCAUAUAAAGGUGGAUCUUAUACUAAUUUUCAUAUUUCAACAUAAGGGUUUACUUUAUUAUCAUAUAAAGGUGGAUCUUAUAGUAAUUUUCAUAUUUCAACAUAGGGGUGUACUUCAUUAUCAUAUAAAGGUGGAUCCUAUACUUAUUUUCAUAUUUAAACAUAAGGGUGUACUUUAUUAUCAUAUACAGGUGGAUCCUAUACUAAUUUUCAUAUUUAAACAUAGGGGUGUACUUUAUUAUCAUAAAAAGGUGGGUCCUAUACUAAUUUUCAUAUUUAAACAUAGGGGUGUACUUUAUUGUCAUAUAAAGGUGGAUCUUAUACUAAUUUUCAUAUUCAAACAUAGGGGUGUACGUUGUCAUUUGAAGAUGAUAAAGGUAAAACUUAUAUUAAUUUUUUUGAUAAAAUUGAUUUAAACUUUUGGUGUAAUUUAUUAUCAAGAAAACUAUAACAAACAAGGGGGUGUACUUUGUCAUUAUAAUGUGAUAAAGGUGAAUCCUUCACUUUAUAAUUUGAUAACUUUGAUUUAAAUGUAUAAGUGUAUAUUUCUAUAAAAGAUAAAUGCAUAGGGGUGUUCUUUUUUUUAUAAAAAUGAAAACGACGAUAAUGAUAUAUCCUAGUGUGUUUUUAUUUCAUUUAAUGACCUGCUUAUUUGAUGAUAAGGUGAAUUUUAUCAUAAAAACAUGAUGAUAGUGAAUCCUAUAUUAUAACAUUAUUUUUCAAUUAUAAUUAGAAUUUAUCACAGGAAUUUGACACAUUUGCCAUAGUAAACCGGUGCUCGAUAGCAAUUUUGUUCUUGAUUAUCAAGGGGUAAUUAUUUUAUGAUAAUUUGACCAUAAUUAGCAUGGCAAAUGUGCCGAACGCCUUUGGAAUGUAUGUGUGCAUUCAUUGUAAAGGUAGUGUACUUUUUACAAAAAGGAAAACUCUUAUUACGGAUUUUAUAAGAUUUUAAUACAUUGUUGGAUAUAACAGUGAAUUCUAUUGGACGAACAAACAGCUGGCAACCUGAUUUUGGACGAGGAGCUAGCCGAGUCUUAUCAUGCUUAUAUAAGUCUUGACAGCUUUGUGCGAGUCAAAUAAAAUCAUUAUUGUAUUCAAGAAUUUAUAAUGAAAUCUUUAUUUCACACCAUCAUUAUUUACAUUUUGGCUGAACAUCUAGUACAAUGAUCAGUAAGGAUUUGAUAUGGAUUUUUGGACUUGCUUAAUUUUUGGACUUACUAGAAGGAGAACAAUUUGAUGUGAUUUGAUGUGAGAUUUUUAGAUCUGGAAAAUAGAGACAAGGGCCAAAUAUUGAGCACAAAAAUAGACUUUAUAUGGAUUUUUGUACUCGAAAAAAAAGAAACAAAACGAGGCUAAAUCGCUAAUUUUGGAUCCAAUACUGGUUUAUAUUGGGAGAUUACAUGGCGCAAACGCUGAAACUUCAAUCGUUACAUGUCAUAAGCUGUGAAAUGAUAUGAUGUAAUUAUUCAAUGUUGAGAACUAAACUAAAUUCUUUUGAAGAGUAUACAACUGUAAAACCUGUUUAGGACGUGCUGCUAGUGUUUUGUCCAAUAUAGGUUUGACUACGAAUCCCGAAAAGUAGAUAUUACAUCCAACAGUGUGUAAUAAAUACUAAUUUACGCCACCACUUCUUUCAAGAAAAAACACUCAAAGUCAAUGGUGUUAUUGUAUAAUAUCAAAUAUACAGCUACAUCUUGGCCAAUAUGGUUUAAUAUGGAGCUAUUGAACUCGAAAGAUGAAAGAAAGGAUAGGUAGCGUACAAUAUUGUUUUAAUAUGGAUUAUCUUACUCGGAAAAUGAAAACGAGGCUAAAUUGAGUACGACUAUGCAUUUGAUACGGACCUUUUGGAUUCGUAGAAAGAAAACGAGUUUAAAUUGAUGAUAUUGGAUCCAAUAGUGGUUUAGAUUUAAAGAUCACAAGGUGCAAAGGCUGAAAUUGGUUGCAUUUUGAUAGGUGUGAAAUAAAUAUAUUUAGCAUAUCAGAUAACAACAUUUCUAACUAACAAAUGUGUUGUUAUUUGUAGUGUAGGUUACAAAGCCAUGUAAGAUUUUUAGUCAAAAGAGAUAUGUAAAACAUUUUUUGGAAAGAAUAAUAGUUAGUUAGUUAAUUAUAUUUAUUAGACUCGGGAUAUAUAUUUAUAAAGGUAAUGGGUUUUUUCUUGUCUGAAAAUUAUUUGAGUUCUAUGCAAAUGUAUUUUGAUAACUUUAAUCUUAUUUUUAAUCUGUACUUUUUCUUCACAAUUGGGUAAGGUGUGUAAUCUCAUACCCUGAGGGGUAUUGUAUUCUAAUAAUCAUAACAUAAGUAAUUAAUAUGUCUUUUGUACAAUAUUUGAAGAAGAAAAAACAAUAUAAAUUAUUAUGAAGCUGGUAAUGUUUACCAUCUUAUUAAGAUAUUUGUAAUUACAAUGUUUUAUGCGUUUGAAUUCAGUGUCAUAAUCAAUGAAAAACAAUACAAAACGUCAGGAGAAAGCUAAAUUGAAUGUUAAAAAUAAAAAAAAAAUGUUCCGUCAAUAUAUUUGUAUACUUUAGAACGAAUCGACAUUUAUUUAAGGGAAGUAGCUGUAUUAACUUACAAUCAACUGUAUUAUUAUUUGUCUUUUGUUGUUGUUGUUUAUUUUGUUUUUUGGUUGUUUUUAUUUUGUUUUUGUUUUUUUUUUGUUUAGUUCACUUGAGCAGAUAUAGUGCUCAGAGGUGUGUUAUUGUGGUGGCAAUUGGCUGCCGUUCGUGAACAACAUCUCAAAAUAUACUCUCUUGAAUCUUAAGUUGCUCCCUACAAUAGUUCUAUAAAUAGUUCCAGUCUGGUGGAUUAUUAAGUAGGUCAUAAGGGCUUAUAAAAGAUUUUAAAAAGCAAACCUGAGAAAUCUCGCCUCAAAAAAUUACAAUGUUCAGAGCUAAGAUAUUUUGCAUCUAGCAUAACUUGUAAUCCUUGACAGUAUGGCUCUGAAUCAUGCAAUAGAGGCAUUCUCCCUGUGGUCACUUAGUUCAUGUAGACUUAUAAAGAAAAAGCUUGUUGAAAUAUUCUGGUUUUAAACUACAACACUCAGAGCCUAAAUAUUGUGUAUGCCUAGUGGACCUCUACUUUGGAAUAACUUGUAAUACAGUUACUGUACUAGUAAUUAAAAAGAACUUGUAAAAUGUGAUAAAAUGUUACUUAAUACACAGCUCUGCACUGAAUUCAUGUAUCCCAUCCAAAUAUACAGUAUUAGCCCACUCUUUUCAAAAGCAGAAUAUAAAUUGAAAAAGUACAAAACAUCAAUAGAACAAAUUGUUUUUGCCAAUACGAUCUUACAUGUAUCUUUUUGUGUUUGUGAGAAUGCUGUUGUUUGAUUUUUCUAAUACAAAAUGCUUUCACAUAUUAUUAAAAUUUUUACUAUA